GUGUACAACCUGUCCACAAACCAAACCAAGAUUGAGAAGGAUUUAUACAGAACUGAAAAAAAGGAAUAAACAGUCCAAAUCUCUUUCGUACUUCUCAUAGCAGCUUAAACUUGUACACCACGAAGCCCAAAACUCAUGGGCCGGAAGAGAGACAGAACCCACUUCAACCGCCACGUCCCUUACUCCUUCCCCAAGCGCCGCCGUCCUCCACCUACCGACGCCGUCUCCGACGACCCUUUGCCGUCAAACAACUCCUCUUCCACCACCAAGCAGCAGCCCGGUAAUGUGGUGGUUGUUGGGGUUCCUACUGAUUGCUCAGUGCUUGACCUUAAAUCUCGUUUUGAGAUUUAUGGUUCCAUCUCUCGCACCCGUAUGGACCCCAAUGGUCUCGCUUACAUCACUUUCCGUUCCUAUGAUUCUGCUCAGUCUGCUGUUAAUGCUGCUGUAGAUUCCUCUUUCCCCAUUACUCUCCACUCCAAGCCAGUUCAGGUAAUAUGGGCAACUGACCAUGUGCCACAGUGGAAGGAGGGGGCGAUGCGAAAGGAUGAUCUAUCCUCAUCAACGGUUGCAUCGAAGCUAGUUAGAGCAGAGGUGCCACUAAGUAGGCACGGGAGAGGUAACAGACUGGGAUCAGCAAUUGUGAACCCCAAAGAUGAGGAUAAUGAUAUUGCUGGCAAUAAUGGUCGUGGACAUGUUAGUACAAGGCUGGUUGAGCCUGAUAAUGCUGGCGAUAAUGGUCGUGGACAUGUUAGUACAAGGCUGGUUGAGCCAUACAAGGGUAGGGAAAUUGUUGCCUAUGAUGAUAUUCUGUAACUUAUGGUCAUGUUUAUUGAGGGAUUGCCUCACUUGUAACAUUAGCGAUAUGGCUUUCUCAAAUAACAUUAGAGCUUUUAUUUAUGAGGUUAGGUAAAAGGUUGAGUUUUUGUUGCAGAUUAGUUGGGGUGAUUUUCAGUUCUAAAUGUGUUUUCAGUAAGGUUCAGAUCUUGUUUUUUUUCCUUCUCUGUGUAAUACAAGCAUUAGAUAAUAAUGAUGUACUUAAGAUUUUUUUUA
Molecule: messenger RNA, 1050 nt
Organism: Nicotiana tabacum (common tobacco)
Lineage: Eukaryota; Viridiplantae; Streptophyta; Magnoliopsida; Solanales; Solanaceae
Source: RefSeq, a predicted model, not a curated record